UUGAGACUUCAAAACAGAGUUUGUCCAAAAAAGGAACUCUGCAUUCUCAACGAAGAACACACAAACGAAGAAGACGAUAGAAAAGCCGAAGUAAAGAUAGAGAAGAUGAAGUCAGCUUUGGAUAUAUUGGAAUCAAACUCGAGCAAGGACCUGGCCAAAAAGAAAAGAGAAUUGGUGGAGAAGUGGGAAGGAAUUUGUAACAGUGGAAAGCAACAGGUGAUGUACAACUUCUUGUCGGUGAGCAAGGAUAUCAAUAGUUUUGGUGUGCUGACUAUGCCUGAAGAUUUUGUUGCCACAUUUGGUCAUACACUACCGUUCAUGAUAGGACUGAGCUGUAAAAAAGUCCUAUGGUGUGUGGACUACAAUAUUGAACGCAAGGAAAUAUGUAGCCUGAAUAGGUUCAAGAAAUUUUACGGAGUAAAGAUCUUGAACUUGGUACAAUUUGAUUACAUUGGAGAUGGUUUAUUCGUGAUUAGACUGUUCAAAGAUACAGCAUUUGAGUGUAAAUGCCCCACAGGCAGAGCAAAUGAUGUAGAAAUCAGCAAAGAGUGGGAGGCACUGAACAAAGCUCAGUACGUGCUGGACACCAACACACUUGAGUGUGAAAAAUCAAUAGCCCCGAUAUCUUUCAAUUCAUGCUCGAACCGAACUGAUUACACAUAUCUGAUGUUUGUGGAAUCAGAUAUUGAUCAGAGCAGAGGAAACAUGAUCUUGUCACCAAUGUGGGAGGAAUAUUAUAAACAUUGGGAGGAUGGUAGUUUUGUUGUGUUUAAAUUUCUUGAGAAGUCGUGGACUAUCAAUAUUAAAAAAAGAGGUGAGGUGUGCUAUUUAGGAAAAGGACUGCUACAGUUUGUGAGUGGCGCAGGAAUGAAAGACGGUGAUUUCCUUGUGGCUUUUAGAUAAAAGAAAGAAAUCCAUGAUUGUUUGAGAGUUUGCAUCUACGAUCAUGAAGACCAUGGCCUGGAGUUUGUGAAAGUGUCAUCUGAUCCAGUGCCAGUCAAGUGGAUCAAGUCCUUCUUCAAGAUCGUGUAUGAAAAUGCGUCUGAUCGAGGACUAUUUGAUGCUUGGAAGAAGACGGAUUUUUCUUUUCGGACAUUAAAGUUUUAUUAUCUAAAUUUCCCCGGUCAUCUUGCAUGUCCGAUGGUUAGAUGAUAAGCUUUCAUUCUCAUUUUCAAAAAACAAAAAUGCCUGUCAAAGUAUAAAAGAGGUGUAUUGGAUUGAGAUUUUAAAGCAUAUUUUUUCAUUCAUGAAAUCCGAGAGUAUUCGAUUGGGAUUGUUUGAAAUCCAUUAAAAUCUUGAGGUAUUCAAUUAGGAUUUUAAAUUAUGCUACAAAAUCUGGUGGUAUUCAAUUGAGAUUUUAAAUUAUGCUUUAAA
This is a messenger RNA of Daucus carota subsp. sativus, 1374 nucleotides long. RefSeq lists its product as uncharacterized. The record is from RefSeq and is a predicted model, not a curated record. Bases 106 to 903 code for a protein of 265 amino acids. Gene Ontology annotation, molecular function: DNA binding. NCBI's taxonomy places the organism in Eukaryota, Viridiplantae, Streptophyta, Magnoliopsida, Apiales, Apiaceae. The transcript has 7 exons.